AUGCCAAGGAAGAAAAGCGACAUGGAGGCCAAAAUGGAGGAUGUGGGAAUAGAAAUUGAUGGCGAAGUAGACAGCGACAGUGAAGAGAACACAGGCAGGAGAGCGAGAGGGAACAGGAGGCAGACCAACGGGAGAGCCGGCGGCCGCAGGGGCAAGAAGGCCGCCAGCGAGGACGAGGAUGAUGAAGAUGAAGAAGAACCAGCUCCCAAAAACAGGAGGGCAGCCAACAGAAAGAAAGCGGCCAAGGUGCAGGACAGCGAUGAGGAAAGCGAGGAUGACGCUCCAAAAAAAAGAAGAGGUGCGAAUAAAAAAAAAGCCGCCAAAGUGCAGGACAGUGAGGACAGUGAGGAGGAGAGUGGGGGCAAGGCCAGCCGCAGGGGAGCCAAUAAGAAACAGAAAGAGGCACAGAACAAAGAGAAGAAAGGAGAUGCCAAGGACAAGGGCAAAGACAAGGGCAAGGACAAUGAUAAGGAUAAAAAGAAGAAAAAGAAAAAAGACAGCAGCUCCUCAGACUCGAAUGCUGACUCCGAGGAGGAGGAGGAGUCCCUGUCUGAGGGAGAGAUGGCCAGACUGAUGGAGGAGGUGGAGGAGAAGAAGAAGCUGAUCUCCAACAUGAGGAACAAGCCCUGGCGCAUGAAUAGGAGGCUGCAGAACCUCAAAGAAGCUCAGCAGUUUGUGGAUAAGUUUGAAGGAGCUCUGGGAAAAGGCAAAGGCAGAAAGCUGUUUGCAUACAAAGUCAUGAUGAUGAAGAAAUGGGUCAAGUUCCAACGAGACUUUGAGAAUUUCAAGACAGCUUGCAUUCCUUGGGAGAGAAAAAUAAAGGAAGUUGAAAGUCACUUCGGCUCGUCUGUUGCCUCUUACUUCAUCUUCCUGCGGUGGAUGUACGGGAUGAAUUUAGUGCUCUUUGGCUUCACGUUCGGACUGGUGGUCAUUCCAGAGGUGCUGAUGGGUCUGCCCUAUGGCUCCAUCCCCAGGAAGACGGUGCCCAGAGCAGAGCAGGAGCAUGCCAUGGACUACUCCGUCCUCAUGGACUUUAAUGGAUACUGUAAGUACUCAGUGCUCUUCUAUGGUUACUAUAACAACCAGCGCACCAUCGGCUUCCUGAAGUUCCGGCUGCCGCUGUCUUACCUCAUGGUGGGAGUGGGAACGUUUGGAUACAGCCUAAUGGUUGUGAUAAGAACGAUGGCGAAGAAUGCAGAUGUGGGAGGAGGGGAUGGUGAGGAUGGGGAGUUUACCUUCGCCUGGAAGAUGUUCACCAGCUGGGACUACCUCAUCGGCAACGCUGAAACAGCAGACAACAAAUACGCCUCCAUUACCACCAGCUUCAAGGAGUCUAUUGUGGAUGAGCAGGAGAACCAGAAAGAUGAGAAUAUUCACCUGAUACGCUUUCUGCGCGUGCUGGCCAACGUGCUGAUUAUCUCCACCCUGGGUGGCAGUGGAUAUCUCAUCUACUUUGUGGUUAAGAGGUCCCAGGAGUUCGCCACCAUGGACAACUUAAGCUGGUAUGAGAAAAAUGAGGUUGAGAUCGUCAUGUCUCUGCUCGGCCUGGUGUGCCCGCCCCUGUUUGAGACCAUCGCCGAGCUUGAGGACUAUCACCCCCGAAUCGCUCUCAAGUGGCAGCUGGGUCGCAUAUUCGCCCUGUUUCUGGGAAACUUGUACACCUUUCUGUUUGCUUUGUUUGACGAAGUCAACACAAAGCUGGAGGAGGAGGAGUCUAUAAAGAACGCGUCAAUCUGGGCCAUGAAGGAGUACUACGCCAAUUUCACCGCAAACAACAACGACACAGAUGCCACGCCCCCCCCCAUCAGUCCUGCUGAUGUCAUCCGAGGGCCGUGCUGGGAGACCACAGUGGGAAUCGAAUUUGUUAAACUCACCGUUUCUGACAUCCAAGUGACAUAUUUGACAAUUCUGAUCGGUGACUUCCUGCGUGCUCUGAUCGUGAGGUUUCUGAAUUACUGCUGGUGUUGGGACCUGGAGGCUGGAUUUCCAUCCUAUGGAGAGUUUGACAUCAGUGGCAACGUUCUGGGUCUCGUCUUCAACCAAGGAAUGAUCUGGAUGGGUGCGUUCUACGCCCCAGGGCUGGUGGGCAUUAACGUGCUGCGCCUCUUCAGCUCCAUGUACUACCAGUGCUGGGCAGUGAUGAGCUGCAAUGUCCCCCAUGCGCGCGUCUUCAAGGCCUCCAAAUCCAACAACUUCUACAUGGGGCUGCUGCUGCUCAUCCUCUUCCUCAGCCUGCUGCCUGUGGUCUACACCAUCAUGACCCUGCCGCCCUCCUUCGACUGCGGUCCUUUCAGCGGGAAGCAGAAGAUGUACGACGUCAUCAUGGAGGCCAUAGACAAGGACCUCCCUGCGUUUAUGGGAACGCUGUUCAGCUACGCAGCCAAUCCUGGCCUGAUCAUCCCAGCCGUGCUGCUGAUGGUGCUGGCCAUCUACUACCUGAACUCAGUGUCAGAGGCGUACAAAAACUCCAACAUGGAGCUGAUGAAGAAGAUGAAGAUGCAAAGGGAUGAAGAGAAGAACCGCAGGAACAACAAAGACAGCACCAAUCAGGUGAUGAAGGACCUGGAGGAUCUGCUGCCCAACCGCUCACUGAUACCACCACCUGCUCCCGAGACCAGCGCAGAUAAUAAGAGCGAUGCUGCUGGCAAGAGUCCAAAGGUGUCAGGGAAACCAGGAGCAGCAGCCAACGGGGUGAACCUCCAGAAGGACGUAUCCCUGGCAACACCCAAUCCCCGUGCAGCUGUGACCCGGCCUCCCGGCCCCCGUGGCCCUGGGCCCCUCCCGGGAAACAGCCUGCAGGUCCCUGGGCACGGGCGGGGCAGGGGGCGGGGCCAGCCCCCAAGGCGCUAG
Megalops cyprinoides (Indo-Pacific tarpon) is the source of this 2850-nucleotide messenger RNA. It is a transcript of the gene tmc2a, whose product is annotated as transmembrane channel-like 2a. Bases 1 to 2850 code for a protein of 949 amino acids. Gene Ontology annotation, biological process: vestibular reflex; detection of mechanical stimulus involved in sensory perception of sound. NCBI's taxonomy places the organism in Eukaryota, Metazoa, Chordata, Actinopteri, Elopiformes, Megalopidae. Gene Ontology annotation, molecular function: mechanosensitive monoatomic ion channel activity. Gene Ontology annotation, cellular component: plasma membrane. The transcript is spliced from 20 exons. The record is from RefSeq and is a predicted model, not a curated record.